Molecule: messenger RNA, 669 nt
Organism: Aureobasidium musti
Lineage: Eukaryota; Fungi; Ascomycota; Dothideomycetes; Dothideales; Saccotheciaceae
Source: the annotation of a GenBank genome assembly
CUGAUGUGUAUCACUCUGAUGGUUGGCAUGAAUGUCGCUAUGCCUCUCGCCAUUGAGUUCCCAAGCAUCACUCUUGAUCUCAGUGCUACAUCUUCAUCUGCUAUCUUCAACAAUACGAUGCUACCCACUGCCUCUUCCUCCAUCUUGACCACGACCAUAACCACAACCAUCACUAUCGAGCCCACCCUCUUUGCAUCAGUCACCCCGGCCAACAACAGCACAAACAGUAGCCUCGGAGCCUGCGGUCCUGGCAUCGGCGCCUGUCCCUCUGGUCUCUGUUGCAGUGGAUAUGGAUAUUGUGGUUCAAACUCCAGCUACUGCGGCACAAACUGCAUGUCCAACUUUGGCGUCUGCGACUUCAAUGCUUCUCAGCCCUACUACAACAUCUCAUACGCUCCUCUCAGCACAUCGAUCUCCUCAAGCGAUGGCACUGGAGCUGCUGGUAUUGUUACCGAUGACUUCGAUCAAGCUGCUUCUUCGACCACCAUGUUCAGCUAUGCUCCUGAGAGCAGUGGAACGUCGAUGGCCACUGCUUCAGCAACUGCGACUGAGAUAUCGUUCGUGCCGUUGAGCACUACCUAUGCAGCUGUCGAGUCAACCUGGGCUGCUAGAAGCUACGCAGAGGCUCCUACGACUACCAUCACUGUCUUGAAAGAGGUUGAACGUUGA